CAGAAACAUGGCGGCCAUAUCUUCCAAAUACCCGUUUGGGUCUGCUCAAGAACACAUCCCAACGUGUGAGAAACACGAUUUAAUGAUAGACAUGACAUGUGAGGACUGCGAUGAGUUUAUUUGUUCACAAUGUGCCAAAAUAAACCACAAGAAUCACAACUGGAAAACUAUAUCCACAGCAGGAAUUCAAAGAAGAAAAGACCUUAAGAAGACUCUGAGUAAGGUUAAGGAGAAAGAUUUAAAAGACAUGGAUGAUAAAAUAAAGAAGUCAGGCAAGCUAAUGGAAGACAACCGGAAAUUGUGUGAUUCUGAGGUCUUUAAGCUUCAGAAACAUUAUGAUGAGAUUGUGUCAAAACUUGACGAAAUCAAGAAAAAUAUUGAGACUAAAUUGAGGGAAAAUCUGGAAAGAAAAAAUGCGGAAGUAAGAGAAAAAAAACUAGACUUAGAAAAGAAAACGAAACAGGCAAUAGAUUUAGUUAAAUUCCUUGAAGAAAAGCACAGUACAAUAUCUGACUAUAGUUUGAUAGACAACCUCAGAGACCUGAUCAACUUCGUGGCUAACGCUGACAAUGAUAUUGAGAAGAGGGGUCAUUCGGUGAGAUACAGAAAGGGGGACAUCAGUGUGGGGUUACUGGAAUCUAUGAUGGGACAAACUUUUGACUUGAAUGACGUAACUGUUUCUGAGACAGAUUCAUUCCAAUAUGGAGAUAAAAGUAUAGCUUUUAUGGAGGCAAUAAAAGAAGAUAUAUGUUUUAUCGGAGCCCUUCGAUCAGAUUACAUUAAACAAGUUAAUAAAAAGAACAAAACGGGAAAGAAAUUAAAUAAAUCAAAUGUAAAUGAUGUAUGUAUAACGAGGAAUGGUGAUCUGUAUGUCACUGAUUCUGUGAACGAAUCCAUUGUCCGGCUUUCACCGUCAGGCGCAGUCUCUUCAGAAUUCAGUACAGCUCCAUUAAAACCAUUGGGAAUCUGUCAGUCCACAGGAGGAGGACUGCUGGUCGUAUUGAUGGAUGUUGAGUCAGAAAAAUUUAAACCAGACUUCAACAGCAGACGUCUGGUCAGACACGUGACACUGACCGGUGACGUCAUCUGUGAGUACGAAUACCUGCAGGAGUACGGUCAACCCCGCCUGUUUACUAAUCCAUGGAGAGUCAGACAGAACGGUAACACUGAUAUCUGUGUGGUGAACAAGACAAGCAAAGAUGCCGGUGAACUGGUGAUUCUGUCUGUAUCUGGAUCUUUGAGAUGCAGAUACAAUGGACAGAAACUGGUGGAGGAAUUUAAGCCAACUGAUGUAGUGUGCGACUCUCAUUGCAACAUUAUUGUUAAUGACAUAGUUAACAGCAAGAUACAUCUCCUGAGUCCUGAUGGAGAGUUUAUGAAGUACCUACUGACUGAGAAUGAACUAACACGGCCUUGGUCAAUGUCUCUGUAUAAAUCCAAUUUAUGGAUUGGGAACUUUCAUGGACUUGUGAAAGUGUUUCAAUUCAAGGAAACUUUAAAAAAAUAGCAAUGAAUAUGAACUUAUAAUAAUUUUUAUCCAUCAAUUGUAUGACUCAGAAUCGAAUAAACUUAUAAACU
Molecule: messenger RNA, 1578 nt
Organism: Magallana angulata
Lineage: Eukaryota; Metazoa; Mollusca; Bivalvia; Ostreida; Ostreidae
Exons: 1
Coding region: 8-1507 (499 amino acids)
Molecular function (GO): zinc ion binding
Source: RefSeq, a predicted model, not a curated record